AAACAGUAAAGAUGGCGACGUAUGUAGCCGGAGAGGGGCAACCAAGUCUAAAUGGGAUUAUUUGCGAGCCCCAAACUAAAAAACUGACGGACCUGCCGACUGAGUUGCUCGAACACAUCCUGUGCUUCCCCGUCCUCAAACAUGUCGACAUUUGUAACGUCUCCUGCUGCUGCAAGCGGCUACACGACGUUUGCCAUGGAAGGGGGAAGGUCUGGGGACAUCAGUACAAACUCAGAUGGCCCAGACUGCAGAGGUUCUACCGUCAGAAUGAGUGCUGUGACUGGCUCAGAGAAUACAAAACACGCCAUAGAGUUGGUAUACAAAUACGAAGGACCGUGGAAUCCAUCUCAAAGAGAUUCUUCACAGAAGUUAAACUGUGUGCUUUUUCUAUGUUCCAAACUAACCCAGAGAUCUGUAACACAGCCUUGCGUUGGCCAGGUGCUGGGAGAUAGCUUUGCAGAGAUUGAGUCACUUGGGAUGCCGGAGCACUUCUGUGAAGACGAGCUCCUCUUCAUACUCAACUCUGACAAGAGGAAAAGCUUGACAUUGAAGUACUAUGCAAAGAAAAUCCUUUACUUCCUGAGACAGCAGAAUAUUCUGAAGAGUUUGAAGAUUUUCCUGGAGCAGCCUGCAGACCAGCAGUCCUCUUUAGAGGGUGCUGUACUGGUGGAUCAGUAUUGUAACCCACUGGCUGAUGUAACCCUGAACAGCAUAUCAGCCCAGCUUGACGAGAUCGCAGAGAAAGUGAAGAAGAUGCUGAGAAUCAAGAACCCCUCUCACCCCAGCUUGCGUGUCGCUCAAGGUGACUGUUUUGUCGUGGAGGACUUUGAACUCCAGAGGCAGGUGGUGUGUGCCCUAAACUCUGUCUUGUAUGAGCAGCUUCAAUACAAAGGCAACGAGUUUGACUACUACAACCCGCUCAAUUCUUACAUCCACCAGGUGCUACUACGCCAUACAGGCAUUCCCAUAAGUCUCUCUGUCCUCUACAUGACAUUAGCCCGGAAGCUUGGUGUUCAGCUGGAACCGGUCAACUUCCCCAAUCACUUCCUGCUGCGCUGGUGCCAAAAACCAAGAGGGAGUGAGGACAUCUAUGACUUUGUCUACAUUGAUGCCUUUGGUAAAGGCAAGCAGCUGACAGCCAAGGAGUGCGAGUACCUCAUCGGCCACCAGGUGACGGCAGACUACUACAGUGCCAUCAGCACCACCGAGGUGCUGCUCAGGAUGGUGGGAAACCUGCUUAACAUCGGCAAAAGAGGUGAGGGGAAUGAGAAAUCCUACCAGCUGCUGAGAGACUCUCUAGACCUCUACCUCACUAUCAACCCAGAUAAUGUGCAGUACCUGCUGCUGCAGGCCCGGCUCUACUUCCACCUGGGCAUCUGGCCAGAAAAGGUGCUAGACAUCCUACAGCACAUUCAGGCAUUGGAUCCCUCCCAGCAUGGGGCAGUGGGUUACCUGGUGCAGCACACGCUGGAGCACAUCCAGCACAAGAAACAUCCCGCUACGCCUGAGGUUAAGAAGCGUAGCGCUCCAGAACACCUGGAGGUCCAGUAUUCAGUCGGCCUCAUCAUGAAACACAAGAGGUCGGGUUAUAACUGUGUGAUCUACGGUUGGGACCCAAAGUGCACCAUGAGUCAGGAGUGGAUCACCACGAUGAGGGUCCACCAGCUGUCCAACGGGGCCAACCAGCCUUUCUACAACGUCCUUGUACAGGAUGGAACAUGUCGCUACGCAGCACAGGAGAACCUGGAGCCCCACUCAUCUCCCCUGGAGAUCGGCCACCCGGAAGUGGGGCGCUACUUCUCUGAGUUUACUGACACCCACUACGCUGCCAACGAAGAACUGCAGACGCGAUACCCGGAGGACAUGGAUGAAACUUUGGGCACGGUGCAGGAGCUUUACCACAGACUGACACCCGGCGCUGGGAACCAGGACCAGGCUCCUGCCACAGACCAAAACAACCACCAAGCCAUGUCCAUGUAGCAUGGUAGCAGUGUCCAACAUUCUGCUGACCCCAGCUAACCAAUUACUGAUCACCCAUUCUUAAUUCACAGUCCACUUAGCUGAUGCUUUGUUGCACGUACUCAUGACCAGGACAAGUGUAAUGGACGCGUUUUUGUACAAAUUAGCCAGAAUACAGUAUUUUCAGUAAGUGUAACAAGAAACGGUUUACAAAUGUGGUUUUGUACCAUAGUCAGGAUUCCUUGCAUGUCUGGAAAAGUGUGGUUAAAAAAACAUGCAGCAAACAUAGUUACUCUUUCAGUACAUAUAUUUAAAUACCACAGUGUAUUGGUUGGGAAAACAAAGCUCAGACUAUGGAGUGAUAUGCCCCAGUUGACGGUCAUCAUCCAGGAUGCAGGAUCUUCAGAUCCACUCGCAAAGUUGAUUUUGGAACAAGUGUGGAAACCCACAAUAAGGCAUAAGAAGACGUCUUGAAGAAAAAAAGAAAACAGACUUGAAGUUAAUACUAAAGUGGAUGAGUAAGUUUAGGAUGUGUGUCCAGUUGCUGUAAAUCCUCCUUUACUAACAACCAAGGAAUGCCCCUUUACCCAGAGCUCCCCAACCCCUGACCACACCUCCCUGCACCCAACACCAGACAAACAAGUCCCCCAGCAUAUAGUCCAAACCCCCAGUCACAGUGCCACACCUAAGACCAUAAAGAAAAGACUUUGUAAAUUGACUUUUAAUUCCCCAUCUUUUAAUCAAGUUUCAUGCACUUCUGGAAGUUCAACUUUCACAUUUCUAGAUUAUGUUGUUUUUGUUUUUUUCCUGUAUAUUUACAAGUGAAACAUGUAGGAUGUUACAGCUCAUCAGUGUUGAGCUAUUCAUAGAAAAAACAGAAGAACCAAUAAUGGCACUGCUCACUUGAAGCUGAAACUGCAAAGAAAUAAUAAUAAUAAAGCGUUUCAAGUU
Messenger RNA from Morone saxatilis (striped sea-bass), 2910 nucleotides. It is a transcript of the gene fbxo21, whose product is annotated as F-box protein 21. Gene Ontology annotation, molecular function: protein binding; DNA binding. NCBI's taxonomy places the organism in Eukaryota, Metazoa, Chordata, Actinopteri, Moronidae. The coding region runs from base 142 to 1980 and encodes 612 amino acids. The transcript has 12 exons. The record is from RefSeq and is a predicted model, not a curated record.